AGCUCUGGGUUUGUGCUGCAGCAGCUGGACAGCUCCUAUUUUAUAAUCCUACGAGUUUUGUCUCAAGAGAACUACUUUAAAACAACACACAAGUAUUUAUUCUCAGAGGCAGGCGUUUUGUCUGUAUAUUUAUUUAAGUAGUCGAAGAUGACGCAGUUCUAACUGCUAGCAACCUCAGGGUAGGAAAAGCAGCCAAAACUUUCAUCAGGAACUCUUCAACUUCAGCUUAGUGCACACCACACCUGUCCAUACAAAGGGUUUUAUUACAACAGGCACACACCUUGUGACAACAGAGCACUUGCCCUGCAAGAGACACUUUAAAAAAAUUAAAAACACACAUUUUAUGCCUUUGUGUUAACUUCAGUAGUCGGAACGAGGGUUGGGAUGGAAAUACAGUGUUCACACUGACUUUCAGUGUUUUCAUACAAACAUCCAUUGGGCUUUGUCUGAAAUGUUUUUUUUUUUUAUUUAAUUUUAAAUUUAUGAUUCUUGUAUCUGUUUUUACUAAUUCCUUGUUUAUUGUGUUGUUUCUUUCUGCUGAUUGUGAUCUUGCGAGUGUUUCUUGUUCUCAGGUCCAAUUAGUUGACAAAAGCUAAUAUUUUUUGCAAUAACAUCAACUGAAAAUCUCAAAGCAGACACAUUUUUAUUUUUAAAAAAAAUCUAGGUGGUAUUUGCAUUGUCAACACUCAUGUCACGUCACCAUAACUAGACUAUUUUUCCCUCAGAAAUGUUGAGUUAGUGAAACUAUAAAGAACAGAGCAGUGACCACUGCAUGCAUGAAUUGUCCACAACCAUAACCCUGACCCUUUAACUAAAACAACGUGUGUUCUGACAUUGGACAGGUGAGAAUAGGUAGGUCUUUUUAUUGUCAAAUGAAUGAAAAGUAAACAAUUGUUUGUAUCAAAGAUACACACACGCACACACAGAUCAAAGUUAUAGAAUCUUCGCGUGACAAUCCAUGUGACAUCACUGUGAUGUCAGAACAACUGUUUUAAGUACAUAUCAAACUCAGAAUUCUGACUUUAAACUCAGAAUUCUAACUCAGGUGCACAAGGUCACAAGAUUAAAAAGUAGAUUAUUUAUCAUUUUACAAGACAGUGAUGUUACAUUGUGCCAACACAAUGGAAAAAUACUGGCAGUGGAGGCAUUCCAGACUCCAAGAAAAAUAUAGGAAAGAAAGGGAAUUCUGGUCAAAUGACUGCAUUCAUAACAGCCAGAAAGUACAGAGCCAGGAAGAUAAAGUCCAGGCUCUCCAAGCAGAGCUGAAAACUGCAAAGGAGAGUGAGAGUGAACUAAUGAAGGAGCUAAAAAUCUGCAAAGAUAACAAUAAGAAGCUUGUCCAGAACAAGGCUGCCUUGGAAGAAUCUAUAGAGAUAAACAAUGGAAAAAAUAAACAGAUUAAGUUGAGACUCGAACAGAAGCUAGCUAAAACUGAGGAAGACCACGAGAAAAUGGUAACAGAACUGAAACAGAAGUUCAAGGAAACUGCAUUAAGCAAGCAAGCAGCCUUUGACAACAGGCUGUCACAGAAUUGUGAAGAAACAGAGAGUCUAAUUAAAGAGCAGGAACAAAGAUAUCAGCGUAAGUUAGAGGAAUGUGAAAAACAGUACCAUAAGAAGGAGCAGGAGUACAAAAGAGAAGUUGAGAACUUAAAAAAACAGAUGUUAGAAAGUGAAGAAGCAAGAGGAAGAUAUGACGAAGAAGAAAGGAAAAAAAAGGAAGCUUUUAGAUAUGAAACUAUCCUCAAACGCAAAAGCCUUGAAACGAAGAUAAAGGCGUUACAAAUGACAAUUAAAGAGAUGAAGAAUAAGGAAGACAUAAAUCAGAAGGCUUAUGUUCUACAGAACAUUGUCCAACAUAAAAUCCAAAUAAUUGAAAACAAAAAUAUCGAGUUAACUUCUUUAAAGAAGGAUAAGCAACAACUACAAGACAGUUUGUGCAGAGAAAGUGACAAAAAUGCAAUCCUGGUGGUUAAAUUAAACAAUGCGAAGGACACUUGCAAGCGUCUAGAGGAAGAAAAAAGAGAAGAACACUCCAAACUCAAAGAAACAAAAGCAGAGCUAAAUAAGGCCAACAGAGCAAAGCUCGACCUGAAUGACACUGUCGCACGUCUAAAAUAUAAAGUGAAGGCCAGCGAGCCAGAAAUUAGUAAGCUGAGAGCCAAAAUCAGCAAACUGGAGACCGAUAAGCUGCGUUUUAAGGCGGAUCUAGAGGCACUGUCUAUGAUCACUGAGACCAAGAAAUUAAAAAGCAGAAUCAUCACUCUCAAAAGACGCUACAUAGACGACAAUGAGCAAGUGGGGAUGAAUGAAUGCACUGAAGCAGCAUAUCAACAGCAAGUUGUCUUCCUUAAGAAAAGCCUGGAUUGCUGUUUAAGGGCCCAGCAGAAUAAUUCCAGGUCAGUUAAAAGGGAGAAGGAGUAUCUUGAGAACAAAGCUGAGCAUUUAGACAAGACCACUAGCUAUUACAUCAGAUUAUUAAACGAAAAGAUUGUGGAGGUGCAAAAUUUAAAAAAAGAACUAAAAGACACUAAUCUGCAGCUUCAAAAGGCAACAAAGCCGACACAGGAGAGACUAAGAUCUUGGAUUAAUAAAAAAGUCCGUCGAAUUGCCCAAGUUGCCCCAGAGGUUGCAGAGGAAACACCAUCUCUUUACCCCGAUGACUGGCAGCCACCAGGCCUCCCAGAUGAAACUAUCACAUCUGUCCAUUCCUGCUCGGAUGGCAUGGUAUCAGCAUCCUUGCAGCCACAUCCUUGUACAGAUGCCAGUAUCGUACUUGUGAAGCCGUUUGAUGGGCUCCCACCAGUUGACAUCUAAAACUCCCCUAAAAUUGUAAACCACCUCAAAUCAAGAAAAUCACCAUUCUCCUCCCGUGACCCAUGACACCAUGAAAAUGAAAACCUCCUCCUCAGGACAGCAGCACCAUGUCUUUGCUCAGUGCUGUAAACGCCUGAGCGGCGUGGUGCAGCAUGUCAGGGCGACAUGGUGGCUCAGUGGUUAGCACUGUGGCCUCACAGAAGGUCCUGGGUUCAGCCCACUUGUUUCUGUUUGGAGUCUUCACGUUCUUCCUGUGUCUGCGUGGGUUUACUCCGAGUACUUCGGUUUCCUCCCACACUCCAAAGACAUGAUGUCUGGACAAAUUGGAAACUCUAAAUUGGCGACAAAAAAUAGGCCAAAACAAAACUAAUAAUAAAUAAUAAUAAAAAAAAAGAAAUAAAGUUGAAGCUGAAGUUAUUACCUGUAUAUGCACUACCUUUAAGAUUAUGACUUCCUUCUUUGAUGAGUGUCAUAUUCUGCAGUGCUAAUAAUUCAUGAAUUAACUGCUGCCACUUUGUGUCUCAUAAUAAGGUACACUACAAGUAAUAUCGUAAUUAUAGAGAACAGUGGUUUUCCACUGAGACCAGGUAAAUAUGAGGAGUUGUUAAGUGAUUAACGAUAUAGGAGAAGAAGAAAAAAACAUUUUUGCUACACAAAAUU
Molecule: messenger RNA, 3476 nt
Organism: Siniperca chuatsi (mandarin fish)
Lineage: Eukaryota; Metazoa; Chordata; Actinopteri; Centrarchiformes; Sinipercidae
Product: golgin subfamily A member 6-like protein 22
Exons: 1
Coding region: 1101-2816 (571 amino acids)
Source: RefSeq, a predicted model, not a curated record